Messenger RNA from Ceratitis capitata (Mediterranean fruit fly), 1250 nucleotides. RefSeq names its product CTD nuclear envelope phosphatase 1 homolog (gene Dd). Bases 475 to 1206 code for a protein of 243 amino acids. The record is from RefSeq and is a predicted model, not a curated record. The transcript has 7 exons. Lineage: Eukaryota; Metazoa; Arthropoda; Insecta; Diptera; Tephritidae. Gene Ontology annotation, molecular function: protein serine/threonine phosphatase activity.
AAAAUUCGCAGAUAUUUAUUCAACAGUGUUUGUGGAGAGGAUAGUCGAAAUUGAAGCGGUUGAUGAAAAAUUGAAUUAGAAUUGAUUAAAAUUUAUGUGCGGCAGAGGAAUUUUUUAAAUGCUAACAAAAACUUCUCAAAAUCCAAGUAAAUAGGUGAAGAGUUGGUGAAAUAAUUAUAGAUAAAAUUGCCGUGAUAGAAUCGGAAAAACGAAGUGGUUAACAAAGUGAAUUUUUAAUAUAGAAACGAGCACAAAAAAGCGAGAGAAUAACUGUGUUUUCGACAAAUUGUAUUACUUGUCUACAGUCAGAAUUAAAUUUUUUUCAAAGUGAUUUCAUCGUUAAAUUUUAUCGAAGAAAGGCUUGAAAUUAAUUUGUGUUCGUUUCGGCUUGGCUGCUUGUCCAUAGUUCGGUUGUUUCUUAACUUCCUGAGAGUGUAUGAAUAAUUGGUAAGACGUUAACGACGUCGCUUACCAAUGUUUUCUUUUGUACAAAUGAACUUCAGCGCUUUAUCGGUAUUACUAUCAAGAGUGUGGACAUGCAUCUGUUUUAUGUUCAACAGACAAGUUCGCUCGAUUGUACAAUAUCAACCAGUCAAAUAUGAGCUCUUCCCAUUGUCGCCGGUGUCCAGACAUCGUCUCGGUAUUGUUCAACGUAAAACUCUUGUAUUAGAUCUAGAUGAGACGCUUAUACAUUCACAUCAUAGCGCAAUGUCACGCAAUACGGUUAAACCUGGUACACCACACGACUUUACUGUAAAAGUAAUUAUUGAUCAUCAUCCAGUACGUUUCUUCGUACAUAAAAGGCCCCAUGUAGACUAUUUUUUGGAUGUGGUUUCACAAUGGUAUGACCUAGUCAUAUUUACAGCCAGUAUGGAAAUAUAUGGAGCAGCAGUUGCUGACAAACUGGACAACGGACGUAAUAUUUUACGUCGGCGAUAUUAUCGUCAGCAUUGCACACCUGAUUUCAGUUCUUACACCAAAGAUUUAUCUGCUAUUUGUAGUGACUUGAAUAGAAUAUUCAUAAUUGACAAUUCACCAGGCGCAUAUCGUUGUUUUCCUAAUAACGCGAUACCAAUAAAGAGUUGGUUCUCCGACCCAAUGGAUGUUGCGUUACUCUCACUACUUCCAAUGCUGGACGCCUUGAGAUUUACAAAGGACGUACGUUCAGUUUUGUCAAGAAAUUUACAUUUACAUCACUUGUGGUAGCAGUUUUACAGAUUAAAAAUUUGGUGCUGUGACGCUUAAACGAA